AGCGGAGCCAAACCGGGUUGUUAUCUCUCCAGCGUGGAGGCAGCCUUUCUCUCUCUGGCUUUGAAGAGAAAGAGGGUGGCCAGAGGUGGUCCUCCAUUCCGGCCUCCUGCCCAGGAAGAACUUCCCGAACGUCCUACAUUUUGAGCCUGGCUUUCUAUCUCUAGGUCUUUACCUCCUUUUCGGCCUCCAUUUUCUUUCUCCUCAAAAGAGCCACUUCCGCGUUCUGCGGAGUUUGGCGCGCUGCCUUCCCAUUGGCUGCGGGAGCUGACCAAUGGCGGGCGAGGCCGUGACGUCAUCGUCCAAUGGGCAGCGAGCGCGGGUGGUAUAAGAGGGCGAGGGGCGCGGGGAUUCCCGCUCCAUUCGGCUUCCGGUCGCUGUGCCGUUCGUUUGUGUCUCGAUCCUUGAUCGUUGGGACGAUGUCCGGCCGCGGGAAAGGUGCCCCCUCGGGAAGGACGCCCCGCUCGUCCAAGUCCCGCUCCUCGCGCGCGGGGCUGCAGUUCCCCGUAGGCCGCCUGCACCGCCUGCUCCGCCGGGGCCGCUUCGCGUCUCGCGUGGGGGCCGGGGCGCCGGUGUACCUGGCGGCGGUGCUGGAGUACCUGACGGCGGAGGUGCUGGAGCUGGCCGGGAACGCGGCUCGCGACAACAAGAAGAGCCGCAUCGUGCCCAGGCACCUCCAGCUGGCCGUCCGCAACGACGAGGAGCUGGGCCGCCUCCUGGGCCGCGUCACCAUCGCCCAGGGCGGCGUCCUCCCCAACAUCCCCGCCGCCCUCCUCCCCAACAAGGGCCGGCACGCAGCAGCCGGAGCAGCCGCCGGAGGGACCGGGAAGAAGAAGCAGCCCAGCCAGGCCUCGCAGGAGUACUGAGCGGACGGAGAGGACUUUCCCAGGGGAUGAAGCCCGGCCAGUUCUCGAUGGAGCGCUGAGCGACUGACGGAGAAGAGGACUGACCCCUUGCCCCAGACCGGACUGGCCUCCAGGCCUCCAUUAAAAGCCUCCCCGUUUGGGGCUUUUGCA
This is a messenger RNA of Sceloporus undulatus (fence lizard), 1013 nucleotides long. RefSeq names its product late histone H2A.2.2. Gene Ontology annotation, molecular function: structural constituent of chromatin; protein heterodimerization activity; DNA binding. Gene Ontology annotation, cellular component: nucleosome. The transcript has a single exon. The record is from RefSeq and is a predicted model, not a curated record. Bases 303 to 863 code for a protein of 186 amino acids. Lineage: Eukaryota; Metazoa; Chordata; Lepidosauria; Squamata; Phrynosomatidae.